This is a messenger RNA of Tuber aestivum (summer truffle), 897 nucleotides long. The record is from the annotation of a GenBank genome assembly. NCBI's taxonomy places the organism in Eukaryota, Fungi, Ascomycota, Pezizomycetes, Pezizales, Tuberaceae.
CACUUCCACCUCCAAACAAAGUUACAAAGUACAUCUCUCCACGAGGCAGCAGAAUUCCAACCCUGUGAUUAGAUCCCGUUAUUCUCUAGAAAGAAUGCCCAAACGUUACGUACCGACCGCCACGCGUGGGGAGGAUGGAGAGACCAUCCCCCAAAAUCCCACUCCCUCAUAUGUCUCAGGAGCCCUGCCCAACCCUGCUGCCGCCAAUGUCAGCAUAUCUAGACUCGCCUGUCCUGUCCCGAAUUGCUCCUUUGUUCUCAAGCCGGGAGCACCCGAUGGGUACCUCUGGAGACAUAUCAAGAACCCUAAGAACUUCCGGUGCACUGGUGGGGAUGAAGAGGCAUGGCUGCAACUCCACAAGGCCGAACUCGACCGGCUUGAAGCUGCAGGAGGUACGGACCCCCGUUUCAGUAAACCCAUCUCUGCGGAGCUAAUAAAAAAUUCAACCUAGCUACCCCAGCACGCCGUAAGCGUGAGGCGAACAAGGUGAGGGCACGGAGGAUGAGAGAACAGAAGAGAUUGAGGGCCGGAUUCGAAUUGCGUGCUAGGAACAUGGGGAUUAGGGAGGAGUUGGUAGCUCAGAAGGUGGCGAUUUGGGAGGGGAUGUCUGUUGCCAGGUGGACUGGUGAUAGUACGGGGGUGAGUAGUCGUUCUGCUCUUUUCCCCUCGGAGGCCAUAGCAAGAUUGUUGCUGACUGAAGGGAACUGAUUAAAGUACUAUGCUUGGAUUCUCUUGGAUUCCUGCGUGAGCCUGUAGGCCUUCCCCAGAUUCCGCAAGCAUUCACGGGCCCGCGCCAUGAAUUCUGUCGAAACAACCUCUAGCCGGAGCCGUUCUCGCCGCGAUCCUUCAAUGCUUCCAGAAGCCAUAGGGCUGCUGUAUUUGGAAGGCACAUGUUAG